AUGUCAUCCUACAGCGCUUGGAUCAGUGCCUGCGAGAAACGCGGGUGGUGGCAGCAAGCGUUGUCAUUGGUCAUGAAAAUUUGGGAUGCGAGAUUGGAGCCCAGCAUCAUCAGCUACAGCGCUGGGAUCAGCGCGUGCGGCAAAGGCACGCAGUGGCAGCAGGCGUUGUCGCUGUUCACCGAAAUGGUGGAGGUGAAGCUGGAAGCCGACACCAUCGGCUUGAGCGCUGGGAUCAGCGCGUGCGAGAAAGGCGAGCAGUGGCAGCGGGCUCUCCUGCUGCUCUGCGAGAUGUUGGCGGCGAAGUUGGAGCCCACCGUCAUCACCCUCAACGCUGCGAUCAGCGCGUGCGAGAAAGGCGGGCAGUGGCAGAGGGCCGUGGCUCUGCUGAGUGGCAUGUGGGAGGCGAAGAUGGAGCCCACCGUCAUCAGCUACAGUGCUGGGAUAAGCGCUUGCGGAAAAGGCGACCAGUGGCAGCGGGCCGUGGCGCUGUUGAGCGAGAUGUGGGGGACGAAGUUGGAGCCAAACGUGGUCAGCUACAGCGCUGGGGUCAGCGCGUGCGAGAAAAGCAACCAGUGGCAGCAAGCGUUGUCCUUGCUCGGACAUUCGUUGCAACUGCAGUUGGAACCAGACGCUAAUAUGUACAGUAAUGUAAUUGGGAUUUGCGAGAGAAAUGGGCAGGUACCCCGUAUGGGGGCAGGUGAUGUUCUUGCGCCAGGAAGCCUGGUGGGCGAAGCUGGCAAUUCAAAAUUUCAGAGCGGGCUGAUUGUCUGGAUCAGGAGAACUGGCUUGUCAGUUGGCACGAUAUGA
Molecule: messenger RNA, 807 nt
Organism: Prorocentrum cordatum
Lineage: Eukaryota; Dinophyceae; Prorocentrales; Prorocentraceae
Source: the annotation of a GenBank genome assembly